AGGGUAUCGGAAUUGAGUUCCAUUCCAUUCCUCACUUUUCUUCUUUCCGAGAGAGUGAUUGAUGAUAGACUUGCAGUAGCCAUACGUAUGUGGGGAGCCAGUUUGAUUCGACUCUCUGAAAAUUAGUGACAAAUACAUCUUUUCGCGACUCUUGGUUUGUAUCUCUGUUCACUUUCAAAUUGAAGCUUUCAUUUUCAAUUUGGCUCUACUUCUCUUUUCAUCAGUUAAAUGGCCCAACCUCCAAUCCGUCCAGGUGCAGAUGUACCGUUUAUCUCUCCUUACUGCGUGUUCCCACCUUCAAUGAAGAGUCUUAUUGUCUUCAUUGUCUCGAUUGCCGCUACAUUUUCAGGAUUGGCUACACAUAUCUACUUUCCCGUCAUCCCAACGAUUGCGACAGACCUAUCUGUGUCAAUAGAUUUGGUCAACAUUUCCGUUACGGCCUACCUCGUUUUCUAGGCGAUUAUACCUUUCAUUUGGGACGCGUUUUCAGAUUGCGAGGGCCGUCGAAUUGUAUAUCUCUCAAGUUUCAUUAUAUUUACAGGGGCUUGUGUUGGUCUCGCAAAAACAAGCAACUACCCCCAGCUUAUGGUGCUACGGUGCCUCCAAAGCAUAGGAAGUGCGAGUACCAUAGUCGUCGGCACUGGUGUUCUUGGAGAUAUUACUACGAGAGAUGAACGAGGCGGCUACAUGGGCUACUUCCAGGCAGGGCAGAUGUUACCACUUGCAAUUGGACCAAUCCUCGGAGGGGUAUUUGCUGAUACGAUUGGCUGGAGAUCCAUAUUUUGGUUCCUCACCAUCUACUCAGCGGUAUUUCUUGUUUUUCUCGGCCUAUUCCUCCCAGAGACUCUUCGAUCAUUGGUUGGAAACAGCUCCGUCCCUGCCAGGGGCAUCUCAAAAUGCCCCCUGACGUAUUUCCAACCACGCCAAGCAGCACAAGGCUCACAGCCAGACUCUGCACCGACGCCCACAACGGUAAUAUCUAAUGGCAAGCAAAGCUUCAACUUCCUCGGCCCAAUCCGUAUCCUCAUUAGCCUUGAAAUCACGUUUGCCAUCGUCUUCGUCUCCAUUUGUUACGCACUGUGGCAAAUGACUCUCACCGCGCAAUCUACACUUCUCAAGCAAACCUACAAUCUCAACGACACCCAACUGGGAUUAACAUACGUUGCAAACGGCGUGGGCUGCAUGGUAAGCACUGCAUCAACAGGGAGGCUCCUGGAUGUCGACUACAAGCGCAUUAAAAGCAAAUACAGCGGACCGGCGGAGAGCUUCCCACUGGAGCGAACAAGGCUCCGCACCGCUUGGUUCUGGGCUGGUGUGCAGAGCGCCUCGAUCCUUGUCUUUGGCUGGACGCUGGAUAAGAAUGUCCAUAUCUCUGUCCCCAUCAUCAGUACCCUUAUAGUAGGAUGGACAACAACGUCCAUCCAGUGCCUUGUCUUUACCUUCUUGGUGGACGUUUACCCUGAACGGGCCGCUACGGCAGCAGCAGCGCUGAACUUGUUUAGGUGUCUACUUGGCGGUGGGGGAGCGGCGGCUGUGUUUCCCAUCAUCAAGGGAAUAGGGAUUGGAUGGACGUUUACACUUUUAGCUGGGAUUCUCCUUCUAGGGUUGGGCGUUUUGGGCGUACAAUUCGUAUAUGGGCCUAGGUGGAGAGGGGAGGCGAGAUCGCGCCUUGGAAGUAGUGACGUUCAUGAGAUGCUACGAGGAAACUGAUACUCUGUAUAUUGCAAUAGAUAACUUGGCUAUUGAGUCCAUCUAACUUAUCAAGAUUCACAAAUGUCUGGAGUUGGCUUUUUUUUUCGUUUUCUCCCCGG
Blastomyces gilchristii SLH14081 is the source of this 1811-nucleotide messenger RNA. Its product is annotated as MFS multidrug transporter. Gene Ontology annotation, biological process: transmembrane transport. The coding region runs from base 586 to 1710 and encodes 374 amino acids. NCBI's taxonomy places the organism in Eukaryota, Fungi, Ascomycota, Eurotiomycetes, Onygenales, Ajellomycetaceae. The transcript has a single exon. The record is from RefSeq and is a predicted model, not a curated record. Gene Ontology annotation, molecular function: transmembrane transporter activity.